Messenger RNA from Trametes versicolor FP-101664 SS1, 978 nucleotides. RefSeq lists its product as uncharacterized. The transcript has 2 exons. The record is from RefSeq and is a predicted model, not a curated record. Bases 1 to 978 code for a protein of 325 amino acids. Lineage: Eukaryota; Fungi; Basidiomycota; Agaricomycetes; Polyporales; Polyporaceae.
AUGGUUGCGCCAUGGGAUAUCUACGCAGAAAAGCUCUUCCCACUCGGGUACGGGCACCCUCUGUGGAUUCCGGAGCCGUCUCGUGAAUUUGGCGAGGUCCAAAUCGGCGACAUCGGGUACUUGUCGGACGGUCGUUUCUGCUUUUUGUUCAACUGCAUGCUUCCCGCAGGCGAUCCGGUCAACAAACAGGGUACCCCUGCUGAUUUUCGGCCGCUGGAAGUACCUUCAGGCUCAACAAGAGAAACCUCCGAUGAGAUAACUCAACCAUUGCUCCAAAGUGAAGGCAUACACUCCGUCGCUCUCGAAGGACAGGGUUUGCGCUACAGAUGCACAGACCAAAGCGGCGCGUUUCUCAUGUUGAAACAUUGUUGCCAUGGGACGCGCGUGCACGGCACUCUCGCCAUCCAGAACUACAUGCGCCAGUUCUUGCCCGAUUGGCACGCUUUUGCCACAGGAACACUCGGCAUCGAUCUGCAAGAGUCUGACCUUAUCUUCGUCUGCGGGCACACGAAGACUUCCAUCUGGGCUGAAGCCGCAUUUAGCAGCAAGACCACCGACGGCGAGCUGUUCAUCGCGGCAGGCGCAUUCGGUAUCCCCGCGAGUGUGGGCGCUUCGGGAUCGUUCUCCGUAUCACUCCUUAAUAACUGUCAGCUUCCUACGCUCUUUCACCGUUCAGGCCCCAGGGGAAGAGAAUCAACGGGCGGGACUAGCCCAGGUAUAGGGGAGUCGCUGGACAGGUUUGAUCAAUGCAUCUUCAUCAAUUACUUCAAGAUGAAGCGCAGCAUCCUCGUACGCAAAGUCAUCCGCGCAGCAGCAGGCCCUCACCAGCUCCCGGACGAGAAGGACGACCCAGGAUCGAGCUCUAUCUGUGCGGUUGAUACAGAAAUUAUUGAGGACUCGGACGUCAGUCAGUCGUCAACCGGAGAGGCCAGUCGAUGUGCUAUCUCGAUUACACCGGCACAGCUAACGAGGGCAUGA